Molecule: messenger RNA, 674 nt
Organism: Dendroctonus ponderosae (mountain pine beetle)
Lineage: Eukaryota; Metazoa; Arthropoda; Insecta; Coleoptera; Curculionidae
Exons: 4
Coding region: 20-574 (184 amino acids)
Source: RefSeq, a predicted model, not a curated record
GGGGCAAUUUCUGAGAUAAAUGAACUUGGAGAUUGGCGUUCCUGUUACGGUUCUUCGGAUGUUUGAAAAGUUCUUGUUUUGCUUCAAGCAAAAGGCUGGCGCUGUUUUAAUGGCCUACACAUCGAUGGUGUCUGGGAUUAUUGGAAUGGUGUAUUUUCUGGCCAAAAUGCAUCUGGAUUAUACGGAAGCUGAUAGCCAUUUUCUGGUAAUAUCGGUGUUUCAUGUGUUAGUCAGUGCGAUUUUGAUAGCGGCCGUUGUCUGGGAAAAACCCCUACUAGUGCUAGUUUAUGAGUUUUUGCAUCUUUCCGUGUUGGUUUGCUUGCUAUUUUAUGCAAUCGUCUACAAUCAGCACUGUGCGAGUUUUUGGGUCAUAUUGGGGAGUUGUAUCGCUGUAGCUGUUUACUGGAUGUCCUGCAUUCACAUGUACCAAAGGCAGCUGAGACUGAAGCUGAAAAGCCACCUAGAUUACAUUAAUGGUGACGCCUACAGUUUGUGUAGUAAAUUUUAUGAAAAUAAACAUUUUCCUGGUUUUUCGUUUGUUUAUCUACCUUGCCUGCAUCAAUGGUGCUCUUGAAUUAAACACUCACACGUUUAAUGCAUUUAAAUACUCAUUUAUUAGUUGAAAUCAGCAGGUUUGACAUGUUUGUCCUAAUCUACUAAGGAUUGUGGUUGUU